CCCUUCCGGGGGGCGAUCGCCCAACAAAGGAUCCCCGGGGCGGCCGCCCUCGAGGGCCUCCCCGCCCCUGGAUCCGGCCCCCCCAAACACCCCGGGCCCGGCAUUCCGGAGCUCCCCCGCCGGGCCACCCCGUCGGCGGCUCGGGCGCCCCUCACUCGGCCACGCGUCUGCCUUCCAGGUGGGGCCGGGAGCGGCCAUGUCCCACGGCUCCAAGCAGCCCGGCGCGGCCGCCGCGUGAGUGCGACAUCCCCUCCCCCAGCCCACUCGGGGCUGCAGCCCAGCCCCCGCCCGCCCUGUCGGAGCUCCUCGCCCCGCGCCCCCCGGGGUCUUGACUCCCCCCACACUGCCGGGGCAGGACCUCCCCCUUGCGUCCCCACCGGCCUCUUUCCCCGCCACUCCCCGGCUCAGUUCCUCCCAGAGGUCCCUACGGCCCCCCUAGUGCUCCGGCCCCGUCCCGCGGGUUAAUGAUCCCCGCAGACUCCCCCUCCCAGGACUCAGGCCCCCUCCGUGCCAGCUCCGCGGUCGGGGAUGGAGGUGAGGAUGGGGGUGACCCUGGCGUCCUGCGGCUCCAGGCCGGCGGGCGGCAAGGCUCCGGGGCAGCAUGGGGGCUUCGUGGUGGCUGUCAAGCAAGAGCGCGGCGAGGGCCCACGGGCCGGCGAGAAGGGGUCCCACGAGGAAGAGCCGGUGAAGAAGCGCGGCUGGCCCAAGGGCAAGAAGCGGAAGAAGAUCCUGCCAAAUGGGCCCAAGGCACCGGUCACCGGCUACGUGCGCUUCCUGAACGAGCGGCGUGAGCAGAUUCGCACGCGCCACCCAGAUCUGCCCUUUCCCGAGAUCACCAAGAUGCUGGGUGCCGAGUGGAGCAAGCUGCAGCCGGCCGAGAAGCAGCGGUACCUGGACGAGGCGGAGCGGGAGAAGCAGCAGUACAUGAAGGAGCUGCGCGCCUACCAGCAGUCAGAAGCCUACAAGAUGUGCACGGAGAAGAUCCAGGAAAAGAAGAUCAAGAAAGACUCGGGCUCUGGGCUCAUGAAUACCCUCUUAAAUGGACACAAGGGUGGGGACUGUGAUGGCUUCUCCACCUUCGACGUCCCCAUCUUCACUGAAGAGUUCUUGGACCAAAACAAAGCGCGGGAGGCAGAGCUGCGGCGCCUGCGCAAGAUGAACGUGGCCUUCGAGGAGCAGAACGCGGUGCUGCAGAGGCACACGCAGAGCAUGAGCAGCGCGCGGGAGCGCCUGGAGCAGGAGCUGGCGCUGGAGGAGCGGCGGACGCUGGCCCUGCAGCAGCAGCUCCAGGCCGUGCGCCAAGCGCUCACCGCCAGCUUCGCCUCGCUGCCGGUGCCAGGCACGGGCGAGACGCCCACUCUCGGCACCCUGGACUUCUACAUGGCCCGGUUGCACGGCGCCAUCGAGCGCGACCCCGCCCAGCACGAGAAGCUCAUCGUCCGCAUCAAGGAGAUCCUGGCCCAGGUCGCCAGUGAGCACCUAUGAGGGUGUCCGCGGCCCCACGGAUCCAGAGAAGACUGCCUUUGGUCACGGCCUCUUCCCCACCCCAUGGAGGAGGAUUGGGGGUCCACCUUUUGGGGCCAUGCCCAAUCCUGCACCUUGGGGGCUCCAGCCCCCCAAAAUUAAAUUUCUACAGCAUCCCUCUAGCUUUCGAUUCCCCCAGCAGCCUGACCCCAGAAAAAUCACCUGCUGUACAUGAAACG
Molecule: messenger RNA, 1703 nt
Organism: Neogale vison (American mink)
Lineage: Eukaryota; Metazoa; Chordata; Mammalia; Carnivora; Mustelidae
Gene: HMG20B
Product: high mobility group 20B
Exons: 8
Coding region: 529-1485 (318 amino acids)
Biological process (GO): regulation of gene expression
Cellular component (GO): nucleus
Source: RefSeq, a predicted model, not a curated record